This is a messenger RNA of Penicillium cinerascens, 4035 nucleotides long. RefSeq lists its product as uncharacterized. The coding region runs from base 1 to 4035 and encodes 1344 amino acids. The transcript has 5 exons. The record is from RefSeq and is a predicted model, not a curated record. Gene Ontology annotation, biological process: glutathione metabolic process. Gene Ontology annotation, cellular component: cytosol. Gene Ontology annotation, molecular function: 5-oxoprolinase (ATP-hydrolyzing) activity. Lineage: Eukaryota; Fungi; Ascomycota; Eurotiomycetes; Eurotiales; Aspergillaceae.
AUGGAGCCAUCCAACGCAAAAGGAAUUAGCAUUGCCAUUGACAGAGGCGGCACCUUCACUGACUGCGUGGGGAACCCCGGAACCGGGCGAUUGGAAGAUGACAUCGUGAUCAAGCUUCUAUCAGAAGAUCCUUCUAACUAUCAAGAUGCCCCUCUUGAAGGUAUUCGUCGAAUUCUCUCGAAGUUUACGGGGCGAGAGAUCCCUCGAGGAGAUCCGAUCGAUACCUCGCUGAUCCAGAGCAUCCGCAUGGGCACCACCGUUGCGACGAACGCUCUGCUCGAGCGCAAAGGGGAGAAGAUUGCACUGGUGGUCAGCAAGGGUUUCCGCGACUGCCUACGGAUUGGGAAUCAGUCGCGACCCCGAAUUUUUGAUCUGGCGAUCAAGCGUCCAGACGUACUGUAUGAGGAGGUGAUCGAAGUGGAUGAACGAGUUACUCUGGAGGAUUAUGCAGAAGAUCCGCAACGUCACAUUACCACGGUCACCCAUGCGCAGGUCUCUGCAGAUGCUGAGAUUGUUCGUGGUCUUUCUUCAGAAGCAGUUCGUAUCCUAAGGCGCCCGUCAGAGAGCGUGGUGAGGUCACAGUUGCAAAAAGUUUUCAACAAGGGAAUUCGAAGCAUAGCGGUAUGUCUUAUGCACGGGUACACCUUUCCCGAUCACGAGGCUUUGAUCGGACGACUUGCGACUGAAAUCGGCUUCCACCACGUCAGCCUGAGUCACCAGCUCAUGCCAAUGAUUAAGCUUGUGCCUCGAGCAACUUCGGCCUGUGCCGAUGCAUAUCUGACCCCAACUAUCAAGAAGUACCUUUCUGGCUUCCAGGCUGGAUUCGAGGGCGGCCUUGGAAGCGAAAGUGUCAAGCGACAGGAAGGUGCUCGGGGUGCCCGCUGUGAAUUCAUGCAAUCUGACGGAGGCUUGGUCGACGUGGACUCAUUCUCGGGCCUGCGAGCGAUCCUGUCCGGCCCUGCCGGCGGAGUCGUUGGCUACGCCCUUACCUCCUAUGAUCCUGUGUCCCAAAUCCCCAUCAUCGGAUUUGACAUGGGUGGAACUAGCACCGAUGUCAGCAGGUAUGGCUCUGGCCGUUACGAGCAUGUCUUCGAGACCACUACGGCCGGGGUGACUAUCCAGUCACCCCAGCUGGAUAUCAACACCGUAGCAGCCGGAGGUGGUUCCAGGCUUUUCUACCGCAAUGGGCUCUUUGUUGUUGGUCCAGAGUCAGCCGGUGCACACCCCGGACCAGCGUGCUAUCGCAAGAAUGGCCCCCUCACCGUGACGGAUGCCAAUCUCUUCCUCGGUAGAAUUGUUCCCGAUUUCUUUCCCAAGAUAUUUGGCCCGAAUGAAGACCAGGGCUUAGAUGAACAGGCAAGCCGGAGGUUAUUUGAGGAGCUGACACAAGAAAUCAAUGAGGAUAUGGCUAAAGGUGAACAAAGUAAGAAGAUGACUCCGGACGAAGUGGCGUUUGGCUUUAUCAAGGUUGCCAACGAGACGAUGACUCGACCCAUACGGUCUUUAACCGAGGCCAAGGGUCACGACACUUCGAAGCACAGGCUUGCUACGUUCGGAGGUGCUGGCGGACAGCAUGCUGUGGCCAUCGCCGAGAAUCUGGGUAUUCGUCAGAUCCUGAUUCACAGGUAUUCAUCCGUGCUUUCUGCAUAUGGAAUGGCUCUGGCCGAUGUGGUCGAUGAAAACCAGGAGCCAGAAUCAAAGACCUGGGGCGAUCAUCAAGAGGUGCGACAGGAGCUUGCGGAGAAGAUGGAGCAACUGAAGCAGAGAUCGACGAGAAGGCUGCGUGAGCAGGACUUUGACGACGGGUCGAUCGUCUUCGAAGAGUACUUGAACAUGCGAUACCGCGGCACGGAAUCCGCUCUAAUGAUCUUGAAACCUAGCAAGGAAGAAGCCGAUCGCCUCUUCGACGGUGACGACUGGGCGUUUGGUAAAUGCUUUGUUCAAAAUCAUGAGCAAGAGUUUGGCUUCACCCUCCCGGACCGCGACAUCAUCGUGGACGAUGUGCGCGUCAGAGGUAUUGGGAAGAGCUCCAAGGUAUCCGAGAAGACGGUUGACCAACAACUCCAAGACGCGAAGCCUAGGGACGUGACAUGUGGCGAGUAUCGAAUGUCUCACGUGUACUUCGAAGGAGGCCGGCAAGACACGCCCAUCUACAAACUCGACGACCUGCUGGUCAAUGAUCGAGUGAAGGGGCCGGCCAUUCUAGCCGAUAACACCCAAACCAUCGUGGUGACCCCGGGAGCCUCGGCGCUUUUGACGAAGACUCACGUCGUGAUCAGCGUGGGUGAUUCGGACGCCGAUCUUCCUCAGGUUAGUACGGAUACGGUAGACCCUAUCUUACUGAGUGUUUUUUCUCAUCGGUUCAUGGCCAUUGCGGAGCAAAUGGGACGUGCGCUCCAGAAGACGAGUGUGAGCACAAACGUUAAAGAGCGUCUUGACUACUCGUGCGCGCUUUUCGACGCGCAAGGCGGGCUCGUUGCCAAUGCUCCUCAUUUACCGGUCCAUUUGGGCAGCAUGUCCACCUGUGUCCGAAUGCAGGCUCAGAUCUGGCGAGGCAAAUUGCAUCCUGGCGAUGUCAUCGUUUCCAACCACCCAGAGUUUGGAGGUACUCAUCUCCCUGAUAUCACGGUGCUUCAGCCUGCUUUCAGUCAGGGAAAGAUCAUAUUCUAUGUGGCCUCCCGGGCACAUCAUGCCGACAUCGGCGGUAUUCUGCCCGGCUCUAUGCCGCCCCAUUCAAAGGAACUCUACCAGGAAGGCGCAGCGAUCAAGAGCGAAAAAUUGGUAUCGGAAGGCAAGUUCAACGAGCAACGUAUUACAGAGCUGCUCUACCACGAGCCUGCCCGAUAUCCCAAUUGUAGUGGGACUCGCUGUCUCGCAGAUAACCUGAACGAUCUCAAAGCCCAAAUCGCCGCCAAUACGAAGGGAAUCAAGUUGAUCGGGACCUUGAUCGAGGAAUAUAGCGAAGAGGUGGUUCUGUUCUAUAUGCGCCAAAUUCAAGACAAUGCCGAGCUCAGUGUGCGUAAUCUGCUGAAGGAGGUCAGCGCGAAAUUCGCGGGCCGUGACUUGAGCGCCAUGGACCACAUGGAUGACGGGACACCUAUCCAACUGAAGAUCUCGAUUGAUGCAGAGAAGGGUGAGGCAGUCUUUGACUUUGAUGGGACAGGCCCGGAGGUAUAUGGUAAUUUCAAUGCCCCAGAGGCUGUCACGUAUUCCGCAAUUAUAUAUUGUCUGCGGUGUCUCAUUUCUGCAGACAUCCCGCUGAACCAGGGUUGUUUGAAGCCAAUUGAUGUCAGGAUUCCACCCAGGAGUCUCCUUUCCCCGUCCGAAUCCGCGGCGGUUGUGGGAGGCAAUGUAUUGACGAGCCAACGCGUAACCGAUGUCAUUUUGAAAUGCUUCCAGGCCUGCGCUGCCUCUCAGGGUGAUACUAACAAUUUGACAUUCGGGUUUGGUGGCAAUAUGCAAGGCGAGACCGAAACGAAAGGCUUCGGAUACUAUGAAACCAUCGCUGGCGGGAGCGGUGCGGGACCGGACUGGGAAGGCACUUCGGGGGUGCAUACACAUAUGACCAACACCCGUAUCACCGAUGCUGAGGUUUUCGAAAGACGAUACCCGGUGUUGCUCCGGGAGUUCAGCAUUCGAGCAAACUCCGGCGGCAACGGGCAGCACCGCGGUGGUGAUGGGGUCAUCCGGGACAUUGAAUUCCGCGUUCCAGUGCAGGUGUCCAUUCUCUCGGAGCGUCGAGUCUACCACCCCUACGGCUUGGACGGGGGUGAGGACGCUCAAUGCGGCCAGAACCUCUGGGUCCGCCGUGUCCAAAAGGCCAACGACGACUGGGAGGAAAGAUAUAUCAGUCUGGGUGGGAAAAACUCCGCCCAGAUGCAAUCAGGCGAGAGGAUCAUCAUCCGAACCCCCGGUGGCGGCGGAUGGGGACGAGCUGGAGAUCAACAACAGCUUCUGCGCGCGCAGGACGCUCGUCAUAGCUGGCGAGGGGGCUCCAUUGCUACCCACACGGCGACCCAAGAAGCAAGCAUGUAA